GUGAAAGAGAAAUCUAAUCGUCUAAUCAGCGCCGCGCCCAGGACAGACCAUUAUCCUUCCCCGGGUUCUCCCUUUCCUUCGAUCUUCUAGCACUGAACCCUUACGGCCCUGUCGCUCCAUAACAGAGUGCAUCGCGAUCCCUUCAUUCAACUGCAUCUUUCCUCAUCUUCCCUCCUAUCACGACUCUCUCCCUCCCUCUCGCUCGAUCUCUGCCUCCUGAACCAACCUCCCUCCUUUCCCCAGGCACAGCCGCACCGCAGACCCACAAUCGUUUAAGCCCUUCUCAAUCUGACACCGCGACAGGGCGACUUCCAUUAGUUCCGCGAUCUUUCAUUCGAAUCCCUAGACGCGAUCAUAAACACCUGCCGAGAUGGCCGAACUUACAAAGGCGAAGGAGGUGGUGAAGGAGAAACUCCUUGGCACAGACCUGACAGAACCUGUGCAGCUGUCGGCUCAAUCCAAAGCUACCUUUGAGAAGAACGCGCGAAAAGAUGCUGAGUCCGGCGAGCUAUUCAUGGGCGAGGAGGAGUUCAUUAAUGCUAUUGCGCCAGAGGGCGAAGAUUAUCACAAGAUCAAGCGCGAACAAUAUGCCAUUCUCUUCCGGGUGGCAGAUCGACGAGGCGCGGGCAAGUUAAACCUCUUUGACUGGGGCACCUUUGAGAAUCUGCUCGCAAAGCCAGACGCGGAGUACGAAAUCGCUUUCCGACUGUUUGAUGUCGAACGCAAAGGCACUGUCAAAUAUGACCACUUAAAGGCGCUGUACGAGAUGAACAAAGGACCAGAUAGCAUACCUUUUGAUUGGAAUUGUGAAUGGGCCACCUUGUACAGUGGAGGCAAGAAGCGACGACACGAUCUCACAUACCCCCAGUUCUCACAGAUGCUGAGAGGACUGCAAGGGGAGAGGAUACGACAAGCUUUCCACUUCUUUGACAAGGACGGUGAUGGAUAUAUCGAGCCUGAAGAAUUCCAGCGCAUCAUUCUCGAGACUUCCAAACACAAACUCUCUGACCACCUGUUGGAGAACCUUCACACCCUCUGCAACAUCUCAGCGGGCAGCAAGAUCUCUUAUGCCAAUGUGCGCGCCUUCCAGAACAUGAUCAAGGAGAUGGAUCUGGUAGAGAUGAUCCUUCGCCAGGCGACCGCUCAAAGUGCAGAUGGGAAGAUCACUCGCACAGAUUUCCUCAACGAAGCCGCUCGAGUUACUCGAUUCUCGCUCUUUACUCCUAUGGAGGCAGACAUCCUAUUCCACUUUGCUUCGCUCGACGAACCGUCAGGCCGUCUCGGUCUCUCGGAUUUUGCGAAAGUGCUCGACUCCUCCUGGCGAAACCGAAAGCUCCACGCAUUGACCUCCCUUCCAGGCCUGCCAAAAGACAAGACCGCAACCCAAAACUUCUUCUUCUCAGUCCUCGAAUCUGUACACCACUUUGCCCUUGGCUCGCUGGCUGGCGCCUUUGGCGCAUUCAUGGUCUACCCCAUCGAUCUCGUCAAGACCCGUAUGCAGAACCAGCGUUCCUCGCGAGUAGGCGAAAUGCUGUACAAGAAUUCUUGGGACUGUGCUAAGAAAGUUGUCCGUCAUGAAGGAUUCAGAGGUCUAUAUUCGGGUGUUCUGCCGCAACUUGUCGGUGUUGCUCCAGAGAAGGCUAUCAAAUUAACGGUCAAUGAUCUUAUUAGAGGACACUUCUCAUCUAAGGAUGGAAAGAUCUCGAUCCCGCACGAAAUUCUGGCUGGUGGUUCGGCGGGUGCUUGUCAAGUCAUCUUCACCAACCCCCUCGAAAUUGUCAAAAUCCGACUCCAAGUCCAAGGUGAAGUCGCCAGAACUGUUACCGACGCUCCCCGACGCUCCGCAAUGUGGAUAGUCCGCAACCUUGGUCUCGUUGGUCUCUACAAGGGCGCCUCUGCGUGUCUCCUCCGUGACGUGCCCUUUUCCGCCAUCUACUUCCCCACAUAUAACCACUUAAAACGCGACUACUUCGGCGAGAGCCAGACGAAGCAGCUUGGCAUCCUCCAGUUGUUGACGGCGGGUGCGAUAGCUGGUAUGCCGGCGGCUUACUUGACGACACCUUGUGAUGUUAUCAAGACACGUUUACAGGUCGAGGCUAGAAAGGGCGAAUCUUCAUACACCUCCUUGAGGCAUUGCGCAAAGACCGUCUGGAAAGAAGAGGGCUUCCGCGCCUUCUUCAAAGGCGGCCCGGCCCGUAUCCUCCGUAGCUCCCCACAAUUCGGUUUCACAUUAGCGGCGUAUGAGGUACUUCAAAGCCUCCUACCCAUGCCGGGCGCGGGAAAGAAAGAGCAUGCUGGUGUAUCAGAGGCUAAGGCAGGACUGCCAGGCCAGGAGGGCCCGUUGAGCUACCUGAGGAGCCGGAAUGCGUUGAAGAUUAUUCUGGAUCUGGACGAGGAGUUUGGACGAUUCAAGGGCCCUGGCCAGAGCGGCUGGAAGAAUAUCCCCAAGAUUCUCGGUGGUGAGAAGUAA
Molecule: messenger RNA, 2470 nt
Organism: Amorphotheca resinae ATCC 22711
Lineage: Eukaryota; Fungi; Ascomycota; Leotiomycetes; Helotiales; Amorphothecaceae
Exons: 3
Coding region: 371-2470 (699 amino acids)
Biological process (GO): aspartate transmembrane transport; L-glutamate transmembrane transport; malate-aspartate shuttle
Molecular function (GO): L-aspartate transmembrane transporter activity; calcium ion binding; L-glutamate transmembrane transporter activity
Source: RefSeq, a predicted model, not a curated record